AUUUAGAAGAUGAAGAAAUUCCUAUGCGAAUAUAAAGCGCUGCAAAGUCGGUCAUUCGCAGAAACGUCAAUUUCAAGAAGUAAAUAACACUUAUUUGAACAACGGAAAUCGAAUGACGUUGACGAGUUUACAUUCAAAAAUAUAUAAAUUAUGUUGUCGCCUGCCUGCGGUUAGGUAGUCACUAGUCAGUAUUCAGUAGGCUGGGACGCGUGAGGCUCAGUUCAACCAGCGUGGAUGAAGUGGAUCACCGGAGCGCGACGAAAAGUAAUUUGUACAAAAAACCAAAUUCAACUCAUUGCGAUUGCCGUAGUGUUCGUGAUGUUUUGUCUGACCGCACAAUAUAUCGACGUUCAUUGUUGCUAGACGUUUUUUUACAACAUCGAACUUUUAAAAAGUUAAUUCGCCGGUAAUGUUCCGCGUGAUUCUCGUGUCGAGAGACUCAGUAGUUCUCUGUUUGAAAUUCGAAAAGUUUUAUAGAUAGUCAAGUGCUGUGUUUUUUUGCGGGAUUGGAUGUGCAAUUAGUUUAGAUAUUUUUGAUUUGUAAAGUGGCUUCUUCGCAAGAAAUGGGUGUUUUCAAGUGGUUGCGCCGGGAACGUAUAACAGUUACCACGGGUCACGUAACUCCACCGACGCCCACUCAAGAUGACCAACCCAACCCAGGCACUAUUCGCACCGAGGAGUACAAAAGGGACCUAGCAGAAUUCCAAGCGCGGAGAUCUGGAGGCAGCAAGGAUCUGCAAGAGACUCCAGUAAAGAAGAAAUGCGGACGCCACUCACUCCCCGUGUCUUGCACUGACUGCACCGGUGAUCCCGACACAACUUUCAACUAUGAGAAAAAGUCUGCCAUGAAAUAUAAGAAGAAAACCCAAAAUAAGCGUGAACGAAACGCACAUUCUGAGGAAAGGGCUUACGAGGGCGUCCCAAACGUCCAGUUCCUAUUUCAGAACCAGGUUUUUAUGCCCGGCAAUAUGUACGGAGCGUCCUUUUCGGAGCCGAGGAAAUCAAAUAAACGCUAUCCUAGACAAAGAUCGCCCGAUUUUCAAGUUCAAAAACAGAUAGAUUUUAAAGACGAACAGUCUUCAUCACCGCCGCUAUUCUUCAAAAACAAUUCGUUGCAUUUCAAUACCAAGGAGUUCUUAAGUGAGCAUGAAGAAGUCGAUGGGCUGAACGCCGCUGGGGACGUGAAGACCUCUAGUCAGAGUUCUGGAAGUCAGAAGAACGACAGCUGCGAGGAGAAGCUGUGGGAAGUGAUGAGCGAAUUGAAGCAUUUCGACCAGUGGGCCGAUGAACAGCUGCAGGCUCCCUUUGUGAAUACGAGCAAGUCUGAUGAUAGCAAGAGUGACACGAGUGCAUUCGGUCUGCCUAUCGCAAGCGCCUGUAACCUUAACGUGACGCUAGAGAAGAACAAGAUCUGGAGCCGCGGCGCGUGGGGCGUGGUGCCGGUGCAGCUCAAGCGGCUGGCGGGCGUCACCGUGGAUCGCGUGAGGAAGAAACAGAGCUUGGAAAUAAACAUACUGAGAAAAUGUCGCCAUCCCAACAUCAUACUUCUGAUGGGACUGUAUCCAGAUGUGCAGAACAAUAUUCACAUCAUUUGCGAGCGGUGUAGCGACUCUUUGUUUGGUAUUCUUCAUGUUCAGGGUCGCAUCCUCAGCGCGCAAACGUCAGUCCACUACGCGCUGGACAUCGCCAACGCGCUGGUCUUCCUGCGCAUGCAUGGCUUUGUGCACACCGAGCUGAGCAGCAUGAGCGUUAUGAUCACUGCACACGACACCGCCAAGCUGGCCGACGUGGCGCCCUGCGUGCCGCUGCCGACCAACACCAAACAAGCCAACAAGCGCUACGAUGCCUACUCGCCGGAGCCGCUCUAUGUCAAUUUGACUGACACACGAGAUUCCACAGCAGAAUCCGAACCCCUGAUAUCUCAACGGUCAUCGGAAGCGUACCUCAGCGCCAACGCGGUGCCCAAACACUACAAGGCUUACUCUGAGUCGGAGCAUUAUCGCUGGCAGGCGCCGGAGCUGUUCUCGGCCGACGCAGACGGGCUGGUGUACCCGUGCUCCAAGAGCGACGUAUAUUCGCUGUGUAUCAUGCUGUGGGAAUGCUGCAAUGCCGUCCUACCUUGGAAAUCACUUUCCUACGACAAACUUAAGGAGCUAUACACACUGUGGAAGAUUGGAGUGUCUCUACCACAAGAUGGGACCUACCCCGGCUCUCUGCUAUCAUUGCUGCAGCAGGGACUGACGCUGCAAAGAGACCAACGGAUUGACCUAGCGUCACUUCAGUCUACUUUACUCGCAGUUCAGCAAAAUCUCGACCAAAUGGAGUAUAUAAUAAUACCAGCUAGAUUAUCCAAAAAGAAGAGUAGCUUCAGCACUCAACCUUGGGACACCACAUCUCCAACCGAUUCCGACUGCGUCAGCCCCAAGAAUAUUCAACAUAAAGCAGACAUACAUACACGGGGCAGUUCCACCUCGACAGACAGUGAGAAAGAUACCAAAACCCUCUCAUAUGAAAUCAUCCAUCAAGCCAACCAAUUCAAUUCCUUCACUACUGACAAGUGCUUCGUAUCCGACGAAGAAAUUCCAGAUAACAUUCCAAUACCCAAAUACGAACAUUUACAAGACAAAGAUUUCUCGAGUGCGUGUUCGACUCCGAUAGCCAAGCUUCGGGCGAGAAUCAAAGAUAUAGAAUCCCCAGGCACAUUACACAGAACUGAUUCCACUGAAUAUUGCAGUAUACUCAGCCCUGAUGCAAGGAAAUUUAGCCUCAUGGAUGAAAGUAGUAAGGACCAAAGUGCUGAGCGGUCUUCCGCCAAAUUCAGUCGAAGCUUUACUCCCAAGUCAUAUAAACCCUUGCACAUAAAAGUGCCCGAAUGUAAUUUGGACUCCAUAAAGAAUGUAUUAAAAGAACAAAAUGGGUUGGAGCGUUCGUCGUACAAUUUCGAUAUAAAGAAUUAUAGUUUGCCUACAACGCCUAUAGCACGGAGUAAUAAAUUGAGGAAAAAUGCUUGGCUCUCAGGCGACUUGAAUCUGAACAAGGUGGAUACGGUGGAUACUAAAGACCAGAAGAAUGAAUCCGUCAAGGCUCCUAGUACUGAAGGAACUGAAACCCAAAAGCCUGAACCAGUUUCAAAACAUCAAGUUUUGGAGAAGGAAAAUAAAUCUGAGGGAUUUUCCUCCAAUGAGAUCGAUCGAAAGGAGAGUCUUUCGUGCGAAAGCAUUAACACAAUGACCACAUUGCGGGAUAGUUUUACGGGUCUCAGAAGAAUAAUAGACCCACCGCACGACUUUUCGCCCGAUACAAUAGACCCGCCAGUGUUAGAACGAGCGAGAUCCCUCAACUGUAUGAAGAACAUCGGCGUAACCAAGUACAAGGUGGAGGAGGAAGUUCUAGCGAACGUCAACGUCAAACCGCUGGUUGCGAUACACGAGAAGUGGAUAUACGAGGCUAGUAAGAAGACCGGGCGCUCCUUGUCACUACCUGAAGACAACAGGAGUACAGUAACAGCGGUCAAGCCAGCGUCUCAUUGCGUGGACACGCUCCAGAAGUCUCUACCGCAACUCAACGUUCGCAGACCGAGUGUGGGCAAAACGAUCCGACACCAGCCCGCGCCCACUGGUGGAAAGAACGGAAGUCAUUGGGAGCAGUUUUGUCUAGCCCGAGAAGCCAUCUCGAAAAGUAUGAAAUUCCAUCAGCAAGAUCAUUUUGAAUCCAAAAAAGCUUCAGAAAAAGGAACGAUAACUGAAGAUAUCAACAAAGAUUCAAUGGUAGAUCGAUCUACCGACACGUUGAGUAUCGAAGAGUUCAUAAAGGAUCUUAUCCGCAAGGAAUUCCAACAUCUCAUCAGCGAAAUGUCUGACAAUACUUCAGAAUCGACGGCCAGUUGUCCAAAAGGCGACGAUUUGUUGAACAAAGGCGUAGCGAACAUCGUCGAGUCUUUGAAAAACGACGAUGAAGCUAAGAAGGAAUCUAUCAAAUCCUUUUCACGCAUCAAAAUAAAUGGCAACAAUAAACCGUUGCUACAAAUAACUUUUAAUCGCACCGGCGAGAACAGUUUGCAAGUUCUGGACAAUUGUGUGAAUGUGACUAUCUGUGAUCCCACCAGUGGGCUUGGGAGUGGGAGGGAUAAACUUAACCUAUCGGUGGAAGACACGAUGUCGCCAGAGGAGAUUCAUAUAAACACGUUGAAACGGUGCCAAGCUUUCAAUGCUAUUCAGGAAGCUCGCAGCACCGAAGACUUGUAUAUAGAUGACGAUCUUUCUACACACAUGCAGGAGAACUUCGGCGGCAAAGUGAAGUUGAUCCCUCUGCACGGCUCCCUGCAUGAGAUACUGUGCGAGAGAGAGGACGACUGCUGUUUACUUAAGGUAAAGCAGGAGAACGGAUGCGACACGAUAUAUUUCCGAUGCGACAACUCGGAUACUGAAUCCAAAGACGCGAUCGACGGGACCGAGCGAUCCAAAGACACAGUAGUGUUCAAGAGGAGUAUCUCCCUCAUAGAAGAGCGUAUACAGCGCGUCCUGCCCAAGGACAAGCGCCCAAACCCCGCGGCCGCGUUGAAGAGGCUCACUGACAAGCUCAAAGCGAGGCCCAAGUCUGAAAUCUACACCAAAACAUUGAGCAAGGAAACCCGCGCAUUGAGCAACAGUAGCCCCUCGCUAUCGACCAACGACGCGAAGACGGACGAAGUGGAGCUGAACAUCGAGAGCGUGAUGUGCUACCAGGACUCGUCCUCCGACGAGUGCCUCAAGUGUCAGACGGACAAUGACGACUUCGAGACUUUGGAGCGCGAGAUAGAGGAGGACAUGGCGAACAACCAUUCGUCGCUGACUUGCGGCAGUCUCGCCAAGAUCUCGGAGGAGAACCUCUCCGCGAUCAACGAUGACACGACUGACGAGAACUGAUUCUGUUAAUUCAUUAGUUGGAUUCACGUAAAGAGAGCUCUGGAUGACGGGGGGCAUGUGUUGAUAGAAUUCGACUGUUGAAACUCAAUGACGUCAGAGUGAAAUAGACCUAAAGACCCUUGA
Messenger RNA from Maniola jurtina (meadow brown), 5027 nucleotides. RefSeq lists its product as uncharacterized. The record is from RefSeq and is a predicted model, not a curated record. The transcript has 18 exons. NCBI's taxonomy places the organism in Eukaryota, Metazoa, Arthropoda, Insecta, Lepidoptera, Nymphalidae. Gene Ontology annotation, molecular function: ATP binding; protein kinase activity. The coding region runs from base 564 to 4904 and encodes 1446 amino acids. Gene Ontology annotation, biological process: protein phosphorylation.